Messenger RNA from Anguilla anguilla (European eel), 2630 nucleotides. It is a transcript of the gene nrn1la, whose product is annotated as neuritin 1-like a. The record is from RefSeq and is a predicted model, not a curated record. Bases 215 to 712 code for a protein of 165 amino acids. The transcript is spliced from 3 exons. Gene Ontology annotation, biological process: nervous system development; neuron projection extension. Gene Ontology annotation, cellular component: plasma membrane. NCBI's taxonomy places the organism in Eukaryota, Metazoa, Chordata, Actinopteri, Anguilliformes, Anguillidae.
UAGCGUACUCGCUUAUGGAGUGAGCAUGUGCCGGGUUAGUCUCACUCUUACACUCUGAAGAAACGGGCAGGUGUCUGAAGAGUCCUGCUCUCCGCUCUCUGCUUUCGGCGUCCUCCUUUCCGCGUGGAUUACAGUGUUUGUCCAACCGUAUAUUUCCUGAAUCGGUUUCGUUUUUUCUUUCCUUCUGAUUUUCUUGUCGGACUAAAAAAAAAGUAUGAGAUCCCGUUUAAAUUAUGCGUGCUUCCUCGUGCCUGUUGCUCUACAGUUCAUGCUGGGCCUGAGCCCCGCCAUGACUGCCAGUACCAGGAAGUGCGGCUCCAUCUACAGGGGCUUCGCCCAGUGUCUGCUGGCCCUGGGGGACAGCAUGUCCAACAGCGUCCAGAGAGAGGAGAGCCCGCAGGAGAUAGACUCCAUCUGCAGGUCGUGGGAUGAGUUCCACACCUGCGCGAGCGCGGUUUUGGCGGGAUGCCCGGAGGAGGCGGCGGCCGUGUGGGACUCCCUGCGGCAGGAGUCCAAGAAGAUGCAGUUCUCCGGCAACCUGUACGACAUGUGCGCCAACCGGGCCCAGCCAAUCACCACCGUGCAGAGCCCGCCCACCCAAGAGGAGACCAAUCAGGAGUCCCUGAAGGGCCACGCCCACGCGCUUGGCCCCGCCCACGCCCUGUUCCUCCCCGCCUGCCUGUCCCUGCUGGCGCUGCUGGCCGUGAUGUAAGCGAGAGGGGGGCGGAGCUUCUUCUGACGGGCCGACCUCAGACAGGAAGGGAAUAAGAGCACAGGAAAGGUGUCAUGUUUCAUCGGUGAUUCAAUUUGUGAUUUUUCCAGUCUGAGCUUGCUGUGUGAGUGCUGACUUCUCGAUUCAAUUUGGCAUCAAACAUUAAUGCGCUCACACAUGCUGGCACAUACACACAUAAACACGCACACACACGCAGACACACGCACGUGCACACACACUCACGCACACACACACACAAUAUAACAGCAGUGAUAAAACACACUCUCAUCAUUUCAGUUACAGCUGAUCAGUGUGGACUUCAGGACAUUGUGAAUUCACUACACCAAUUCAGCACACCACGCAGGAAGAAACAAGUUUUAUUCCUCUAAGAUUAAGGUUGAUUUAAACUUCAUAUUCUGAUAGCCAAAGCAUCAUUUUGUGCUUUUUCUCAGCCCAGGAACCUGAAAUUGUGCUUAUUUAUUUGGAUUGUUUUGUAAUUAAUGUACAUAUUGUAAAAAAAAAAAAAAAAAAUCAGAUUAUUAUCAGUCACUGAAAUAUAAAUGUACAAAGUUCACAUCUUUACGUCCCGAGCUGGUCUGCAAUGUGUAGGUGUAGGUCUUUCUGUUUUAAUGUGCGCUUGUACUAGUUUGGCUCUCCUCACUGCUACAGUUAUUUAUUUACCUCAGCACUGUUUAAUUUGAGCUUUCACAGACGAUGAUUCACAGAGUUUGUCGCAUGGAAAACAUAUUUUUAAAAAUGGUGAAUGUGCUGGAUUCAGAAUGUAUAUAUUUAUUCUGUCUGUAGAUACUACAUUGUAAAAUAUACAGUAAUGACGCACUGUAAAUUGGCACAGUAUAAAAUAUAUUUCAAAAUGCUGUAUAUUCCGAUAUUCAAAUAACAGAUAACUAUAUACAAGAAUGACCCCAUAAAGUACAUAUCAAUUUGAAUUUAAAUAUUUUAUGUAAUAAUCGAUUUUACUAUUGAUUAUUUCAUCAAUUAUAAUGAAUAGAACAACAUGAAGAUAACAAAAAUGUGCAUAUGUAUAUAGAAUAUUGUUUAAGUCUCCCUUUUUAGGAAGGUUGUCAGAUAUUUUUCAUAGAUAUAUAUAUAUAUAUAUAUAUAUUCGCGCCAUUUGAGGAGCUUUUAUUGAAACGCAAGGUUGCAACCACUUGGCAACUCCGUAACUCACGGAGUCUUCAGAGAGAAAUUCGAUUUUAUCGGUUUAUUCAGAACGUUCAGCUUUUACCGCAUAAAUAGCGCGUGCUGCAUAUUUUGCGUUCGAUCGACGUGCAGUGCCCUGCACCCUCGUGUAUUGCAAAAGUGAAACCUUUUUCAGAGUCAAAAAGGAGAAAGACAGACAUUCCGAGAGAAUGGGGAGAAUUCCAUAGAAGUCUCUAUCGCAUUCCAGGCCCUUCCCUUUGAAGUUUUUUGUGUGUGUGUGUGUGUGCCUGUGUUCUAUUGUUGUAAAGGGUUGUCCAUCAAACCCCUCAGCCUGAAAGAGAAUGUUUAUUCAGGGGGACGGAGAUGAAAAGAGUCUUCUCAAGGUCGCCGUGUUGCUAACUGGCCGAAAACGCAGCCCUGGCGACGCCCAGAAUCGGCAUACCAUUCAUCCGCGGCUUAUAUAUUGAUCAGCUAUCGGCUCUUGUGUUCAAAGCUAUGUUUCUGUGACGACGCUACGAGCGCUUUCUCCGUGAGGAUCGUGUAUGUGUUUCAUCGGUAGAUCAAUGUUCGCCAUCAAAGCGCGGAAUAAGACUCGCAAAGCGAAAUGCGAUCGGGCUGUUCAUUCAUUCCGAUAGUUUGUACUUUCAAGAAAAUUACUGUGUAUUGUUUUCUCUCUCUUCUGUUUGGAAAUUCUAUCUGUAUGGGAAAAAAAAUAUUUAUUACAUUUAUAAAAAAUGAAUAAAUGGUGGUGACUCGA